This is a messenger RNA of Plasmodium berghei ANKA, 1419 nucleotides long. Its product is annotated as conserved Plasmodium protein, unknown function. The record is from RefSeq and is a predicted model, not a curated record. The transcript has a single exon. NCBI's taxonomy places the organism in Eukaryota, Apicomplexa, Aconoidasida, Haemosporida, Plasmodiidae. The coding region runs from base 1 to 1419 and encodes 472 amino acids.
AUGAAAAAAGAUGGAAUUAAAGAAGAAAUAAAAUUUACAGAAUAUAAUAAUUAUAAAAAAAAUAGUGUUGAAAACGAUUUUUCAGUGAAAACGAAUAAGAAUGAGUUAGAAGAAGAAAAUAUAAAAACAAAAAUGAAUUCAAAUAACGAAUUUGAUGAAAACAUAUUAUAUGACUUUGUCAUAGAUUAUUAUGAAUGGAAUAGUAUACCAAAUAUAACCAAUUUACCAUAUGGAUUAAUUAACAAAGACAAUAAUGAUAUUUUAAAAAAGUACCAGAAAACAUUGGAAAUAGUUUUAGAUGAUAACAAGAACAGUACUGAUAUUCAAAAAGAAAUUAAUAUUAUUAAAGAUGAAAAUAGUGAUUUUUUUUGUGUUCAUAAUUUUUCAGAUAUAAUUAUGAACAGUACAUGCGAAAAAGCUAGUACUAAUUUGGUUGUUAAUAAUAAUAAUUAUGAAUGGGGAAAUGAAAAUGCGGUAAUACGAGAUAUAUCCAUUGAUAUAUUUAAAGAUAUAGUAGUAUACCUUUUAAAAAUGAAAGAAAAAGUAACAAAACUGAAAAAGAUAAAUAUAGAUAAAGAUAGCGUAGACAAAGUUCAAAAUAAUUCGAUAUCGGUGCAAAUUAAUCAAAAAAUAAAUGUCGAAAAAAAUGAAGAAGAAAUGCAUUGGACAAAAGAUUUUACAUGUUUAGCAAAUAUACAAAUACUAGGGAAAAAUAGUGAUAUAUUUAAAGAAUGGUGUAAUUUAAAAUUUGUUAUUCCAUAUAUAAUAAAUUAUUGUUAUAGCCCACGAUCUUGUAUAAGCAAAAAUGGCUUCUUAACAAUUAAACAUUUAUGUAUAAGUGUAAAAAGGAAUGAACUAAUUUUGAGUAAAUUUUUUUCUUUAAUUUUCCCAUAUAUAAUAAAAAAAUUAGAUAUAAAAAAUCAUUUUUUAAAUACAUGUGCUACUAAUGCUAUCUCGGAGUUUGUGAUAAAUAAUACGAUUAUUAAUAAUUUUGAAAUUUUAAGAUUAAUUUGUACUGAAUCAAAUAAUAUUAAUUCAUCUAUAUCUAUGAAAAUGGGAUAUUUAGUUUAUCAGUUUUUAAAUAAUUUGUCAAUUGAUAAUUUAAAAAAAGUUAACUUAUCUGAUUUUUCUGAACCGUUCAUAAAUUUUAUGAAUGCAAAGUUACCACAAACAAAAGAAUAUAUAAAAAAAACCUUUUUACUAUUUUUAAAUAUACAAUCAGAAGAUCAGAUUAUUUCUCAAAUUUUGACAGGUAUUAAAGGGAAACAAAAUUUAUCAAUUAUAGAAAAGCAAAUCAGAAAUUUAUUAAGAAAUAGUAACACCUUUGACCAAUUGAAAAAAAGAUAUGCCACUUUUCACAAUUUUAAAAAUAGUAAAAAAAUUCGAUCUUUCAAUAAGACAACAUCAUUUAUUUUGUAA